UGCUAGGAUUCAAACCUAGGAGAAAUAAUCAUUUUCCAUAGCACGUGCUAGACCAGAUUUGUUGUUAAUGUUAUGCUUUUAGCAUAGCUGGAGUGAAUGGGCUCGGAUUAGGAUUAUCCGUCCCGCCACACUGCUUGUCUACCUCACCCGCUCUCCUUCUGCAACUCUAUUCCCCAGAUAUGGCGUCUCUCUUCUCCACACCAACUUCAACUUCAACUUCGUAUCUCUUCCGUAAAAAAUCCUCCUUAUACGGCACCGUUUUCCCUCUCAGGUGUGACCGGAAGCCCGGCAAUUUGAGAAGCACCGGUUACUUUGAAAUUAGCUGCCGACUUAGCACCAGAGCCAAAGAGUCGUCGCCGUCUCCGGCUUUAAACCUGAACAAGGAGCCUCACAAGUACUUUGACCAGGUCGUCAUCACGGUCCGCUCCGGCGACGGCGGCCACGGCGCGGUCCUCAACAUGCCGAACCAGAAAGCUACUAAGCCGCCGCAGGGGAAGGUUGAGAAGGAGAAGGCCAGGAGGAGAGGAUUGUUGAAGAGGGACUUCGGCGGGUCCCUCAUUCUUCCCACAGGUGGCCAUGGAGGUGAUGUGGUGAUAUAUGCUGAUGAGGAGGAAGAUACAUUGCUGGAGUUUCACAAGAAAGGGAGGUACAACGCCAAGCGCGGCGGAAAUGUGGCUGCUAUGGGGGUUUUGACCUCCCAAUUGAGAGAUGGAGUUGCUGCCCCAACUCUGCGCAUUCCUGUGCCUGUAGGUACUGUCGUGAAGCGGAAACGAGGGACGCUGUUGCGUGAUCUAGCCCAGCCAGGUGAUGAAAUCCUUGUAGCGAGGGGUGGACAAGGAGGGAUUAGCUUGGUAGAAAUGCCAGAGCGUAGCAAGAAAAAGUUGAUGGCUUUGACCACUAAUGUGAUGAGAGAUGAUAGUGAUAAGGUUUUAUCACUUGGUCAACCUGGAGAGGAGUUUACUUUGGAGUUGAUUCUACGAGUUGUUGCUGAUGUUGGUUUGGUUGGCCUCCCAAAUGCUGGAAAGUCAACCCUUUUGGCAGCUACUACCCUUGCAAAACCUGAUAUUGCUGAUUAUCCUUUCACAACCUUAAUGCCGAACCUAGGACGUCUUAAUGGUGACCCAAGUUUAGGGGCUCAGAUGUAUACUUCUGAAGCAACAUUGGCAGAUUUACCUGGUCUUAUUGAAGGUGCUCAUCUUGGGAAGGGUCUAGGUCGCAACUUCUUGCGGCAUCUAAGGAGGACUCGGCUAUUGGUCCAUGUUGUUGAUGCAGCAGCCGAGGAUCCUGUUAAUGACUACAGAACCGUCAAAGAAGAAUUGCGAAUGUAUAACCCUGAUUACCUCGAUCGACCAUACAUUGUGGUAUUGAAUAAAAUUGAUAUUCCCAAGGUAAGUGAGAGGCUUCCAUCUCUGACUGAAGAAAUAAUGAGACUCGGUAGUGAUAGGCCAUCUACUUUAGAUACAGCUCAAACACUGUCAACCGAAGGUGGAAAUGCAGAUGUACCUUCUUCUGGAGUCCCUAGUAGAGACAGAAAGGAAAAAGGAAUUGAAGACUAUCCACGUCCCAUUGCCAUUGUAGGAGUCAGUGUUUUGAAAGGCAUCAGAACUAAUGAGAUGCUGAAGGAGAUAAGGGCAGCUCUGAGAAUGUGCCGCGACUGAAAUGAAGCAUUAGAUUGAGUGUGAAACCAUGAGAUCUGUGUAGAACAGAGACGCCCUUUAUUGCAUGGUGUUCUUCUCAGAUAGGUAGGUCAGACAAUUUUGAUUUUUAUUUGUAUAUAUGUUGAAGAUGUAUAGUUCAUGAAGUAGACAUUAUAGUGAAAUCAUGAAUAUAAUCCUCUUUCUUUACUGAUUCAACAUAGUGAAUGAUAUCCUACUCUCGAAA
Rosa chinensis is the source of this 1881-nucleotide messenger RNA. RefSeq names its product probable GTP-binding protein OBGC2. NCBI's taxonomy places the organism in Eukaryota, Viridiplantae, Streptophyta, Magnoliopsida, Rosales, Rosaceae. Gene Ontology annotation, molecular function: GTP binding; GTPase activity. Gene Ontology annotation, cellular component: mitochondrion. The transcript is spliced from 10 exons. Bases 180 to 1658 code for a protein of 492 amino acids. The record is from RefSeq and is a predicted model, not a curated record.